CUUGUUCAAAUGUUCACACUCAAUGAAAGAAUAUUCAGAUCCCAAAUGGUGUGACUCACAGUUCCUCUUUAUGAAUUGCUUGUUUGUCGGCUUUUGAUUCCAAUCCCAAGAUUUUUGGAUGCACGACGCGCCCUUUUCCCGCCAGUAGCCUAGAUUCGACCCAUCCCCGAGCUCUUCCACACGAUCCGAAUCUACUAGACCGGUAUGCCUUCAAUAGCACGAUAUGGGAAUGACACAAGUAGUGUGCUUCAACAGAUUGUGACCUCAUCCUCGGAAACAGACACGCUGGACCAAUUGAUACCUUACAUAAAAGAUUACAGCUAUGGCAACAAGACUUCGCAUCUGCUCAGUCAGCUAUCUGAUUUGGCUGCCGAAAGGGAGACUGAGAUCGAACGACAAUGUAAUGCCAAUCACCAAGAGUUCACAAGUUCCGUCCAGCAACUUCUCCGAAUACGUCAAGGCACCGUGGCAUUGACGAAUGAAAUUCUCGAACUAAACCAGUCCAUCCAAAGCAGCACAGAAAGACUAGUCGAUCAGAAGAAAGCACUCGUAGAAUGCCGCGGUGUGAGGCAAAACAUCGACGACGCCAGUCAUGCUUUGCAGGAUUGCCUAGAAGUGCUUCGCCUGGCUAAUCAAGUACAAGAGCUCCGCGACCAGAAGAAACAUUAUGCAGCUCUACGAGCCCUUGACGAACUUCAGAGUGUCCACCUACAAAGCGUCACGCAAUACAAAUUGAGCGAAUUGAUUCAAAAAUCUGUUCCAGCCAUUCAAAAAUCCAUCGCCGAAGCCGUCAUGGCCGACCUCAAUACCUGGCUUUUUCGCGUUCGAGAGAUGUCGCAAUACCUUGGCGAACUGUCCUUCUACAAUACCGACCUGCGCCAGCAACGUCUCAAAGAGCGGUCUGAGAGAAAUGCAUACCUUGCGAAUUUCAAGCUCAAUUCCGCAAUCGAACUGGUCGCCGAUGAACACGAAGAGUAUGACCUCCUCAAAAGCGAAGACCUGGAGGUAGAUUUCACUCCUCUUUUCGAAGCACUACACAUCCACCGCUCUCUCGGCCAGAUGGACAAAUUUAAAUCAGACUAUACAAACAGCCGCCGGGCUCAGCGCGACCUCCUCCUACAAAACACCAUCUCACUUGUCGACGAAGAGCUCGGAGACCUACACACAUUGCUCGAAGAUAUCGCAGGCUUUGCUAUAAUGGAACGCGCCACUAUGAAAAAGGUGCCGGACCUGCGGUCCACCACAGACGUUGAAGAGCUUUGGGAUUCUCUCUGCCAAAAGGGCAUUUCGCUCAUGUCCAAAGCUCUGGGCGCAGUCGACAACGCCGAACACCUCUUGAAAAUCAAAAACCUAAUUUCUCUCUUCAUACAGACAAUGAAUACCUUCAACUUCAACACCUCGUCCGUGUCCAACUUCGUCCUCACCCUGUUCGACAAGUACGCCGAGCUCCUCAAGCAACGAUUCUCCGAGGACUUUAUCGAGAUCGUCAGUACGGACGACUACAUGCCAAUGCCAAUCCAGAACGCCGAAGAAUUCGAAAAGGUGGUUAAUGUUUCAUGGUACACACCUGACCGGCCAGUGCACGAAAUGACAUUCCCAACCGUCUUCCCAUUCUCCCAAAUGUACCCGCUCUGCUGCAUCGACAUCCGCAACUUCCUGAAUCAGUUCUACUUCUUCAGCUCCCAAGACGAGGCGCCCUCGCCUCUCUCGACGCGCAUCGAUGCCCAACUUCUCACCUCGCUGGAUGAUCUCCUCUGCACCAAGGUCUGCGCCAGCCUCGUCUCCAAGCUCUCGUCCCAGUAUCUCGGUCAGAUCGUGCAGAUCCUGAUCAACCUCUCCCACUUCACGACGGCGUGCCACGAGCUCGAAACCCUCCUCGCCUCGGCGCGCACAACCGCGCAGGCAGGACCUGCCAUCACCCUCCGCGCGACGUCGCAAUUUUCCCAGCACCAAAAGACGGCGGAAAACCGCAUCUUCGAGCUCGUCAACAGCAAAGUGUCGGACCUCAUCGAGACGGCCGAGUACGAUUGGCUGUCUCGCCAGCCGCCCACGGAACCCUCCAACUACAUCCUCACCCUGACGCGCUACCUCGCCAACAUCAUCAACUCGGUGCUCCUGUCCCUCCCGUCGUCGCUGAAGGAUCUCAUGCUCUUCAACGCCAUCUCGUACACGGCGUCGUCGAUCCUCUCUCUGCCCCUCUCCCCGUCGGUCGGGCGCAUCACCACGACCGCCAUCGCCCAACUGUCCAUGGACAUCGACCACUUCCGCAGCUACGUCGAGACCCUCCCGAACAACUCCAUCCUCCUCGAGAGUCUCGACGAGCUCAUCCAGACCGUCGCCCUCAUGUCCACCGACCAACCCGACGAGUUCUACGACAUAUCCCUGCGGAACAAGAAGUACCGCAACGUCGACCCUCUCAAGGGCCCGCAGUUGCUGGAAAAGGUCGUCCACGUCCACGUGCAGAGCCCGACCGCAGGCGGCGGCGGUCACGAUCGGGGAAGUGGCGCCGGUACGCCUGGCCCUCAGAGCCCGGCCUCUGGACACCAGGCCAGCAUGAGAGGCAAUGCCACAUUUGCCGCGCUGCAAAAUAGGUUCAUGAAUACAGGUAGAUAGGUACCCUAGGUAUACAAUCUCAGUACGAAAGUAACGGUGGGCGUCAGAACAACAGGUAUGGUGGAAAGCGUUGUCUUGCCAGUUGUACGAUACAGUGCCUAGGCUACCCACCUAGGUUGGGUAGGUACCUCCUACAGUGCACCGUGUACUGUGUACGUAAGCUACCUAAUACAUACCAAAAUCAC
Exophiala oligosperma is the source of this 2798-nucleotide messenger RNA. RefSeq lists its product as uncharacterized. The transcript is spliced from 2 exons. Gene Ontology annotation, cellular component: exocyst; membrane. The record is from RefSeq and is a predicted model, not a curated record. Lineage: Eukaryota; Fungi; Ascomycota; Eurotiomycetes; Chaetothyriales; Herpotrichiellaceae. Gene Ontology annotation, biological process: exocytosis; Golgi to plasma membrane transport; intracellular protein transport. The coding region runs from base 205 to 2613 and encodes 802 amino acids.